UGAACAUACACGCUCACUCCGGCGCGGAGGCGUUCAACGUUCAACUGGCUACUCCUCCUCCUCCUCGUCUUGCGGGUUCUCCUCAGCGGUCACCACGACCUCCUCGAGCUUUCUGUUCGAAAUUUGGGAACAUUUGAAGACUACCUGCGAUACAUCGCAGUAUGAACGGCAUCGCAGGACCAUCCACGCCUAUGCGUGCCAUUACUUCCACCCUUUCAGCACGUUCUGCCCCGCCAAUACCUCCCGCAACGCAGCCUUAUGAACCACUUGUGAAAGGCGUACUACGACACCGCUUGCUGUACACCAUCCUCGCACCAUCAUUAUUGUAUUCUUGGGCACUCGCCAAUGUCUGGUCAAAAUGGAGCCAAGGCGGUUUCUCGCAUCUAGGGCUCUGGGGGUCGCUGAUUGACUGCAUAUCGCUGUUGACGCUACUUAACGCAGCUGCAAUUUGGCUGCUAGGAGUGGUGCCAGCUUUAGUCGUUCGGAAUAGGUUUCUUACAGCAACACCAACUCCGGCAUCCUCGCCGUCCAAGAUGUUCAGCGCUGCUCUGACGAAGAAGAGCACAACAUACGCUCUAGCGACCUAUCUCGCCUCCGGAGUAUCAUUGCUAGCCAUGCACCUGGUUCUAGCCAACAUCUACGAACCGAGCCCGAGUGGCAACCCGCGGUUCACCCUUUUCGUCAAGUCGAGAAAACACCCAUAUUACUUGAAUGGACGCGUCCUCUAUAUGUUGCUCUCACAAGUCGCAUUGGCGUUUGCGUAUCUUCUACGCACUGUGCUGCUGGAUCGAUUCGCAGUCCGCUGGACGCAGGUUCCUGCAGAGUCCGACGCACCAGAGAAGCAUCCUUUCCGCCUCGCACGAGUGGUGACCACCCUCGUUACCGUCGGUCUCUUCGUUGGCUUCUCGGUCAUCGGAUAUACCGCUCUCUUCGGGCUCGUGCGAUCCGUAGUGCUGCCGUUCGUCUACGCUCUACCAUACGUCUCCCAGUUCAUUCGGCCCUUCACGGCGCACUUCCUGAGAGGCCCUUGGACGCUCACUUUGCUCUUCCGGAACUGGUCACUCGUGUGGCGGACGUUCUUCAUCGGCGUGACCACUGCUGCCUGUUGGGAGCUCGCGGAGAGUCCGUUGGACGAGACUGUCGCUGUCGCGCAAGCUACAGCCGACCCGGCACUCACACUCGUCUCGGGUAUCACCUCGACGGACGGCUUCUUCAAGCAGUUUGCCUACGCGGAGCUGGAACGAUUUGCCAGCGAGGACUCGCCGGCUGCGAGCGCACGUCGGACAGCGUUGUUUGCGGACCAGAAGUACAACCCGAACAUGUGGGCUUGUCUCUGCCGCGAAUCGCUGCUGACGCUCGGAAAGGACUACCAGCUCUUCCUGCGGAGAGGCGAGCCCGCGCCUGCAGCGGCCGCAGCACCUGCGCCCCCAAAGCCAGCAACACCGCUGCCCGCGAAGCCGACCCAGCUGAUCCGCGCGCCCAUCCUCAAGGGCGCGCCCGCCUCGCCCCUGCGCGCCGCGCUCGACACACUCGCGUCCGACGGCCCGCUCUCGACCGUGGUCGCAAGCACCGCGGACGACGCGGCGUCGCACAUCCCCGAGCUCUUUCGCUCCGUCAUGCACGCGAACCCGUCUGCGGAGCGCGCGGCCGAGGCCGUGCACAAGAGCGAGGAGCGCGUCGCGGGCCUUCUCGAGGAGACGCGGACGCGGUGGCACCAGGGCCUGGGCAGCGUCGUGCGCAGCCGCGCGCCCGAGCCUGUGCUGGCGGUCGCGAGCGAGGUGGGUCAUUGGUGGACGAGGGAGCGGGUGAAUCGCAGAGUGGAGAUGAGCUUACCGAAUAGGAGGCUGGAUGCCCUCGUCAUCGGCGUGCUGUGUCACCUCGUGUGCGCGUCGUUGACCGAGGACCGGUACGGCGUCGUCCAGCGAGACAUCCCGAAGAUCCUCGAAGCACUCCUCGCUUUCCUUACUGCGAUCGAGGAGUACCAAGCCGAUGUCAACAAGCUGCAUGUUCCCCUCACACAAGAGGACAUCCAGGAGCUGCCCGUCAAGGAGCUCGCACAAAGGGAACGCGUUGCGAUGGAGGUUGCGCGGGCGGGUGAAGUAUUGGGCGAGGUUAGCGACGCCGUCAAGAGUGGCGUUGGUCAGAUCGCGAGGACGUUCGGCGACAAGCUGGCUGCGUUCAAGUUCCCGCCGCGGACCGCGCAGAAGUUGCAAGGUUUCUUGGACUACGCAUGAGGACGGUGCGAUAUGGCCAGGAAGACUGGUAUUCGGUCAUGCUGUCUGGCUAUGGCAUGGACUCAUGUAUUCAGACUCUUGACAGGGAGAAAUCCUCAGGGUACAUACCCGCGGCCAUCAUGCGCGCUAUAGCGCUAUUGCAAGCGAAGCGACCUUAAGUACUUCGCCUUAAAGUGCGAACAAGUGCAAGAUUA
Molecule: messenger RNA, 2428 nt
Organism: Rhodofomes roseus
Lineage: Eukaryota; Fungi; Basidiomycota; Agaricomycetes; Polyporales; Fomitopsidaceae
Product: nucleoporin protein Ndc1-Nup
Exons: 8
Coding region: 162-2234 (690 amino acids)
Biological process (GO): spindle pole body localization; nuclear pore organization
Cellular component (GO): spindle pole body; nuclear pore transmembrane ring
Molecular function (GO): protein-macromolecule adaptor activity
Source: RefSeq, a predicted model, not a curated record